AUGGUAGUCACCCUCGGCCCGACAAGCGACUUGGACUGGCUCAGGUUCUCCUACCUGCUCCGCAAUAAGAACCUGAGCUUCGACGACAUUGCAGAGCUUGUAUCGCGAUAUGUGCCUGAUGAUGGCAAUCUCCCGGAAAAUGAUCUCGUGGAAGAAGAGGUUACAGCUGUCGGGGAAUCGGACGCGCGCAACAGUACAUGGCGGAUUUCUGAUGAUGUCGAAGAUCAAGACCAGUCUGAUGAUCGACGUUCCAGCGAAGACCAUGAGAUAUCCCGAUCAUGUUUCUCAUCCGAUUCUUCAGCUGACUCGGUCGACUUUUCGAAAGCGGAAAUUGGUAUGCAGGUCACCAGGAUGAGACCUACAAUGUUAUCCUGGCUGAGGCCAAAGAGGAAAUACGACAGCCUCCAAGAAAACACACGACCAAACUCACCAGGUCCUAAGGAAUCCUCUGUAGGCCUCUGGAAGCGAAUCAGCAGAACAACAUCCCACUCCACAAUGAACACCACUCUGGUGGGGAAGUUUGACCAGAAGUUGCAAGCCAAACUCUCCAACGCCAAGUUACGAGCUUCUGGCGCAAGCCAGAUAUCAGCCAACGACUGCCAUCCUGCGUUCAGGGAACAAGCCGACGCGUCAAAUGCCCAACCAGAUCUAUCCACCUCAGCUCACAUCCUCAACGCCAUGCGAAAUCUCAACAGCCAUCGCGCAAGCCAAAGCGUGCCUAGCGACACCAAGUCCCAAAGACCAGGUCAAUCCCAUGAGAAAGACCCUCGAUGGACAGCCGUAGACACCUACUCGUUCGGCCACCUCCACCCCUCCACGCGCACAAGCCCCUCCCCAUCCGCCCUCCAACACGCCCUCGACGCCUCCCAGAAAGCCGGUCUCCCAGACAUCGCCGUCUCGCCCUCCCAAGGCAAAUACCUCCAACUUACCGCACGCCUCGCACGUUCCAAAAUCAUCCUCGAAGUAGGCACAUUGGGCGGAUACAGCACCAUCUGGCUCGCAACAGCCAGCCCCAACGUGAGCGUAACAAGCGUCGAAGUCGAUAGCCACCACGCCGAUGUCGCACGGUCGAAUAUCCAGACCGCGGGCUUGGAAGACAAAGUGGACGUUAUACUAGGACCUGGUAUGGAGGUUCUUCCUUCUCUAGCACAGCAGGUUAAAGACGGCAAGAGGCCGAAAUUCGACUUCGUCUUCAUCGACGCGGAUAAGGAGAAUAACUGGAACUAUGUGGAUAUAGCGCUGGGUAUGUGUGAGGCGGGUGCAUGUGUUAUUGUAGAUAAUGUGGUGCGCAAGGGGCAGUUAGCGGAAGAGACGGAUGAUCCGAGGAUUGCAGGGGCAAAGAGGGUGGUGGAGAAUGUGGGGAGGGAUGAGAGGCUGGAUGGUGUGGUGUUGCAGACGGUGGGGGAGAAGUCCUACGAUGGGUUCUUGCUUGCUGUUGUGAAGUAG
Messenger RNA from Alternaria infectoria, 1446 nucleotides. RefSeq lists its product as uncharacterized. The coding region runs from base 1 to 1446 and encodes 481 amino acids. The transcript has 3 exons. The record is from RefSeq and is a predicted model, not a curated record. Lineage: Eukaryota; Fungi; Ascomycota; Dothideomycetes; Pleosporales; Pleosporaceae. Gene Ontology annotation, molecular function: O-methyltransferase activity; S-adenosylmethionine-dependent methyltransferase activity.